Molecule: messenger RNA, 4573 nt
Organism: Talpa occidentalis (Iberian mole)
Lineage: Eukaryota; Metazoa; Chordata; Mammalia; Eulipotyphla; Talpidae
Gene: GNPNAT1
Product: glucosamine-phosphate N-acetyltransferase 1
Exons: 6
Coding region: 907-1461 (184 amino acids)
Biological process (GO): UDP-N-acetylglucosamine biosynthetic process
Cellular component (GO): Golgi apparatus; endoplasmic reticulum; endoplasmic reticulum-Golgi intermediate compartment
Molecular function (GO): glucosamine 6-phosphate N-acetyltransferase activity; monosaccharide binding
Source: RefSeq, a predicted model, not a curated record
UUACUUUGGCCUUAGAUUAUGCAUUUAAAAAUUUCCUAUCAACUUAAAAAGAAAUCUCCAUUCCCAGUAUUACUUGUUGCUCAGUUGCUUUCUUGUAGCAGCAGCUCCUCCCCAUUUGUAUUCUAAUCAGCUUCGAUGCUGGGAAAAAAAGCUGUUGAAAUUGUGUCCAGAUAGUCACAAUGAAAACCUAAUGUGAUCACAGUAUUUGAUGUAUGGUUUUGUGAUCUCACUUCUGGCAGUUUCGGGAUUUUUUUUCUUCUGGAUUUUUUCUAAAAUACCAUUAUUUCUUUACUAGACAAUUAUUGGGCUAAAGUUAGACUACUGCGGGCCUUGUAAAUGCCUGCUAGUUUAGAAGUUAAAGGAGUUUGAGAAAUAGUUAAGGAAGGUUAGGGUUUAAAAUUAAUCCACAAUCUUUAAAAUUUAAAACCCAGGGAUAAUGGUGAAAUGCAGCUUCAAACAAAACAAUUCUAUUUACUGAAAUGUCCUAGUUCUAUAAUAACUAUGGGCACUUUAAGACACUGAAAUAUUUCUUUUGUAAGCUACAUAAAUUUGUUUCAUUCUUUUCUAAAAUCUUUUGAAAUGUUAUCAAAUCACAUCUUUCUUUAACUUGUCCAGCAAUUGGGCGUUAGCAGAGUUUUACUAUUUGGAGGUGGAGUAAAAGUAUGGUAUACCUUACAGAUGGCUGUUUUGUAAAAUAGCUCUUAAGAACUUUUUAAUAUUAAUUUCUGACUUUAAUAUUUAAUUUCUAAGGGGAUUGUCAUUUACAUACAAGAUGUUUGGUUUAAUGCAUUUUGACUAGUCUGAAAUCCUGAUUUUCCAAAUAUAAGUUACAAGUCAUGUUUUUUACUAUAUUUUCAACAUUUGUACAAUAAAGUAGGAAAUUUAUUUCACUACCUUUUUGCAAAAAUGAAGCCUGAUGAAACUCCUAUGUUUGACCCAAGUCUUCUCAAAGAAGUGGACUGGAGUCAGAAUACAGCGACAUUUUCUCCAGCCAUUUCCCCAACACAUCCUGGAGAAGGUUUGGUUUUAAGGCCUCUUUGCACUGCUGACUUAAAUAGAGGUUUUUUUAAGGUACUAGGUCAGCUGACAGAGACUGGAGUUGUUAGCCCUGAACAAUUUAUGAAAUCUUUUGAGCACAUGAAGAAAUCUGGGGAUUAUUAUGUUACAGUUGUGGAAGAUGUGACUUUAGGACAGAUUGUUGCUACAGCAACUCUGAUAAUUGAACAUAAAUUCAUCCAUUCCUGUGCUAAGAGAGGAAGAGUAGAAGAUGUUGUUGUUAGUGAUGAAUGCAGAGGAAAGCAGCUUGGCAAAUUGUUAUUAUCUACCCUUACUUUGCUAAGCAAGAAACUGAACUGUUAUAAGAUUACCCUUGAAUGUUUACCACAAAAUGUUGGUUUCUAUAAAAAGUUUGGAUAUACAGUCUCUGAAGAAAACUACAUGUGUCGGAGGUUUCUGAAGUAAAAAUCUUUUAAGAAAGACAUCAAAGGAGCUUAUGCAACAAGGUUAUACUCUUCCUAGAGUCAAAAAUGUUUGUUGCUGCAACCCAGUGACCUCCAUAAAUACUGAAUUUAAAAAAAAUUGUAAUACAAGUAUAAUGACAUUUAGAAGAUUACUUUGGGCUGGUGGGACAUGCUAUGUGUUUAGAUUACAAAUGAAUAUUAUAAUGGGGAUGAUUUUUAACCAAAGGAAUAUAUUUUUAACUUGAAUCUUUUCUUGCAUUGUAUUUUUCUAAAGUUUGGCUUCAUUUCUUGGUAGUCAAGAAUAGAGGUAAUAAGGAGUUAUGUCUACUAUCAUUACUGCUCAUUUGAAAAAGUAUCUAAUGAAUAAUGCCGUUCUCAUAUUCAUAAAAUUUUGUUUCAAAGAAACAUAUCUAAAUACCACCUAGGGGUAUAUUAUUUCCCAAAUGUUAUAUGAAAUUGGGUAAGUUAGAUACAUGAAAACUAAAUGUAAUGCAAUUCAACAUUUAUUGAUCCUAAUACUAUAUUGGCAAACAACCUGAUCAGUGUUUUAAAGAAGUAAAAAUGAAAAUUAACUUUUAAAAUGUGACAAGAUUCAAACAAUUUAAAUGUACAUCUAAAGUUUAUAUAAUUCUAAUGUAGUUUAUCUCCAUUAUAUGUUACCUGUCUUACAUGUGAAAGAUAAUUAUUCAUUUAUUUAAAAAUACCUUAGAGCCAAUAUUAAGUACUUUAAAAACAGUGAAUUAGCAACUCCUGGCAUAUUAUGUAUUUCUAACUUGAUCUCUCAUCUUUUCACGAGUGUCUGAAGCCUCUCUUAGUAACAUUUUUAUGAAAAAUAGAUAAUUACAAAAAUGAGAAUAUUUAAAAAUGUACCAUACUGUAUUGGUUACAUUCUGAAAAUGUUGAUGAAAGCUUUUCUAUUUAAUGUGAUCAUAAUAAUGGUACUAUUAUUCUGGUCAGUAUCCUGAUUUGAUUUUAUUUAUUUUAAUUAUUUUUUAAGUAGAAGAAUUAGAUACUUUAUCAGUGGUUCUAAUCUUUUGCAUUCCAUGGUACAUUAAACCUGUUCAUAUGAUAAAUAGUGUUUUGUUAGAAUCCUAAUGUUGUCUGCACUUUUCUUGAAUCUCCUGUUUAAUUAUUAGGUCAAGUCAUGUCUCAUAAAAUUUUAAUAUUAUGUACUCUUUGUAAAAUGAUUUUGGAAAGUAAAAAUGGCCUGUUUUUCCAUCCCUCUAAUUAGAACCUACCUCAACUGGAUUUCAGAUUUCCCUUCAUGUUAUAAGUUAGAUUUCUGAUAAAACAUAAUAAACCCUUCUCCAAUAAUGGGUGCACUACUUAUCUACAGAUGACCUGUUUAGAUGAACUGAUCUCUAUCUAAUUAAAGCAACACUAGCUUUGCCUUUUUGGGAGUCUUGUAACCUUAGCACAACAGUACCAUUUUUAGGUACAUGCUGGCAAUUAUAAACUGAUGUGUAUAAGCCUGGUAAAAGGCAAAACAAUGUUAUAUUACUUUCUUACCACUGAAAAAUAUGAAGUAAAACUGUCUACAAGGUUUGGUAUUUUAAUAAAUCCUUUAAAAUAAUGUUCUUAUUAGAUCUAUAGGAAAUAUAGGUAAGGCAUAGUAUAUGAAUAUUGUGUGAUUGAGGAUGAUCUGUAUUUAGCUUUAGUUAACCAGAGUAUAUGUAUCAUUUUCUCAGCCACACUGAGUAAAUGAAUAUGACAAAAAGCUACAUGAAAGCAUUGUUUGCUUUUGAAAAGGUAUAAUGAAGUGGGUGGCAGUUGUGAUUUUUAUUGUGCCCCUUAUGUUCUACAUAUUUGUAUUUCAUUAACUUUAAGAUGCAAGGUUUUCUUUACAGUUUCAAAAAUCUGGAUGCAUUUUAUGAUCAAUGGCUUGUCAUACUUCAGAAAUAUUUUGUCUUUUUAGUGGUAUCUAAAAUAAUGACAUAAAGAUGGUCUAGUGAUGACAUCUUUAGAUUUGAUGAAAAAUACUAAGUAUGUAGGUAGGUUCAAAGGGGGGGAGAGGGUACUUUGUGUAAAAGCAAGCAGUAUUUUUAAAAUGGGUUGGAAGGUACCCUACAGAAAUAAUUUAUCCUCUGCCUUCAGAAACUAAUUCCCUCACUUCCCACUCCAAACUUGUUCAAGCAGUCUUUAAAAUAUACUUGAGCUGAAAUCUGAACUUUGCAUGAACUUACUGACACUAAUUUUUUAGUGUGUGACCACAGUGUUUUGGAAGAUACUCUUAAGUGUUUCUCAAUAGCCAGUAUUCAUUCAUCCUUCUUAAUCUGUGGGAAUAAAACUGGGUUACAUUUACCCAGAAGACAGUAAUCUAAAGUUCUAAAAGGCACAAGCAGUAUAAAUGAGCUUUUCAAGCUUUUUGAGGUACAAUGGCACAACAGUUUUAAUACAACCACCAAUCUUCACAAAAUAAUUUUAAUACUUUGUGCCUGGGCUAGCAGCAUCUUGCACUGUGACAUUCCUAUACAUACAUAAGCAUUUUAUCCAAGUACAAAUGUUAAAAGCAGAGUAACUUAAGCAUUGCCUAUACAAAGGUAACAGACACUGUAGGUUAUUUUUCUUGAAUCAUUUUUGCUGCAUAGUAAAUUGCAAUUACAUGUCAGUAUAAUGUUACUGAUCUAUAGAAUACACUUUGAACUGUGAGGUAUGGCAACUCCCUACAAGAGAGAGCUAACAUGUAAACCUGAAUAUUCUGAGUGAUUUUUUUUUUUUAGCUGCCAUGAAUGGGUAAGACAAAAAAGGAAAAAAAAAAAUCCAGCAUUCAAAGACCCUAAAAACUUAUUUUUCUAAUCAAUAAAAAAAAAUCAUUUAGUAAUUCUCAGCUAUUAUUUCCUCACUGGAGCAUUGUUGAAUGGACAACGAUAAAAUAAAUAUUGACGUGAAGCUAAGUUUGUAAUGGAAUUAUGGGUUAAACCAGUUAUUUAAAAGAAAAAUCCGCCAGGUAACUGCUCAUUUACUUUACAUCAAGUUGAGAUCUCAAUAUAUAUAGAUACAGACAUCCCAACUUUAUAAUUCAAGACUGCAGUUAAAUACUUCUAAUUCACUUGAAUUACCAUGGUAAUAAGACAAUUAUAAACCUUAUAUUUUCUUAAAAAGGACAUGCUUUU